AUCAAGAGUUGGACGCUUAACCAACGGAGCCACCCAGGCGCCCCCUCUCCGUCACUAUCGGACACAAGUUCUAAGUUAGUCACAAUUGCUGGGGGCUUAGGUGUCUUAUGGGACCAGAGAACACAGCUCCCCAGGGUUAAAGCCGGCUGUGGGGGAGUGCACCUUCCGGAACCACUCCUGUGAUGGGAGCCAAGCUCGGCCCCUUCACCUUCCUUUUCUUUGUGAGACCAGACUCUGGCCCUGGCUGAGCCAGAGGCUUUCAUGCCUGUGAUCUCCUUCUAUCCUUAAAUCCUCCCGUAAGCCUGCGGUACCCGCCUCACUGGGGAAGCAGUAAGCGGGGUGGCGAAGAGCUCUCAAACCCUGGUGCUUUCCCAAAACCAGCUGUGGGGUCCGAGGAGAGCCACGUCCAUUCUGUGUGCCCCAAUGCCCUCGUGUGCAAAAUGGUCAUCAAGAUACUCCUCUCACAGGGCUAAAUGAGAGGAUGCCACAAGAAAAAGAAAGCAAAACUCUUAGCAUGACGUCUGGCACACCCAAUAAAUGGCCGUUAUUAGGAAUACUUCCCUCACGGAGCCCUGGAAGUGGAGAGGAGGAAGUCACCGGGGGGUCACAGAGCCAGUGGCAUCCGGGCGACAGGGUGUGGGGCAGGGUGGAAGGACCAAGGCUGUCAGAGUCCCCCACCCCCUUGGGCUUCUGGUGUGGGACGUCAGACCCUCUGCAGCACAGGGAAUUAUUCCACCGAGAAUGAAAGCCGCACUGACUAGCUCACUGCCACUUCCUCCCGGUGCGCGCACGGCCCUCACCGUCUCAAGUGCCCGACAUACUCUUGAAUCAGCACUGCAAAUUCUUGACCCAGAAUCCUCUGCUCAAGGGAGCCGUUUGGGCUUAGCGCCCAGAUUUUUGGAACACCCUCACCUCUUUGAGGCCCCAGGGGAGCAAAAACAAGGCUCCAACCGGCACUUGAGGGCUCAGAUCCCAGAAGAGAGGGCUGGAAAGAAACUUAAAACCAGUGACCGUGCCCCCCUACGGAGUGGACAGAAAACAGUUGCUCAGGUUAUAAAAUCAAGGCCGAGACAGGUCCGGAAGGCUCGUCUAGUAAGUGACGGGAGUCCAGAUGCAGACCGGGAGGCGGGCUCCAGGACCCAUGCUCUGACCCACUGGAGUCUGCACAAACUUUGCAUUCAAAAGGAUGUUAAGACUCAAUCAGGCUACAACCACAUUCAGACAGUAACUCCAACUGGAACUCAGGGGGCGGGCGGCUCUUUGGAGACUUGCUAAACAAACAGAAUCGAGUGGAAGGACUGGUUAGGAUGGAGUGUAAUUAGCUUCCUGUAUUAGUAGGUAAACGGGUAUUUCCAAGAUGCUUCAGAGGCCCUUCGAGUCACGUGCUCGCUUCAGCAUUUGAAAUAUUCUGUCCCCUCAGUCUCUUCUCUUAACUAGACCGCCUGGGCCCUGGUUGUUAAUUACCGGUGUGAUUUAUACCCAAAGCCGAUGGGUAUAAAAUUGCAGUUACACGAGACAAGUAAGUUCUAGGAAUCUGUGGUACGACAUCGUGCCUACUGAUAACAACACUGUUUUACACACUUAAAAAUCUGGUAAGAGGAUAGGUCUCAUGUUAAUUGUUUUUACCACAGUGAAAUUGUUUCAAAGAGAAAAAAAAAGUUUUACCUGAGGAAAUUCUAAAUGAGUCACAUUUACAUAGAUUACAGCAAAAACAAUUCUUAUUUUCCCCUCCACUUGCUCCUGCCAAGGACCAAGUCUCAAAGCGGUUAAAUGCUGACACCAUGGAGUGUUCAGGACUUACCCUGGCAAAGGCAUUAGCAUCUGCUAAAAAUAACCACCUAUUGUCUUACCUCUGACCGGCCAAGGGAUAGGACACUUACCCGCA
Molecule: messenger RNA, 1885 nt
Organism: Felis catus (domestic cat)
Lineage: Eukaryota; Metazoa; Chordata; Mammalia; Carnivora; Felidae
Exons: 2
Coding region: 538-1275 (245 amino acids)
Source: RefSeq, a predicted model, not a curated record